GCUCCAUAUUGUGGCUUAACUUGGAAGAAAAUGGCGGAGCAGAUGGAGGAUCUGUCAGAAAGAUACUGUUUCAAUCCUGUUUUGAGAUGGAAUUCUCAGGUGGAGGAGUAUUUCACGAAGGCCUAUGGAGCUGAGCAUUUCGCCCUCAUUUCCAAAGCUCUAACGCGUCCGUCUUGUUACUCAUGUAUACGUGUAAAUACACUCAAGUCCACAACUGAUACCGUUAUCAAAAAGCUAUCAACUAUUGUUACAGAAAUGGGAAAACCAAAUUCAGAAAAUACAACAUUGAAAGGUGGCGAUGGUGAUGUCAAUGGUAUUGAACUUACGCAAAGUGGCAGUCAAAAAGCUUCAGUGAAGAUUAGUGAUGAGAAAAACCCAAUUACUGAAAAUUUUGAACAUCCGUCCAUCUCAAGAUGUCAGGUACCUGGGUUAGACUACGUUGUAUUUGUAGGGGGUUCAGGACCACACACAAUUGAUUAUGGUUAUGCAAAUGGCAGACCUCCAAAAGAAGUGAUUGUGAGUCGCAAAUGUGCAGAGGCAGUUCUUCGAGGUGCUCAGGUUUAUGUUCCCGGUGUUAUGGCUUGCAGCGCUCAUGUUGAGAAAGGGGAUGUAGUUGCUAUUUCAGUUGCUGUGGAGCAGCCUGGGCUUGAUGGUGGAUGGAGUCUUGGCAUUACUCGAGGGACUGUUGUGCAGGGAUUACCAACUGAUCCUUAUCAUCCUGAAAGGAGUGGAUUAUACAUUGGUCAAGGAACAACAGCAAUGUCAAGGGCUGGGAUUUUUCGUGUUUGCGAAGGAGUCGCUGUGGACAUGCAUAAUAGAGUAUUUAAGCUACCAUCCUUUUAUGAUGUGCUUGAGGGAGAAAUCUUUCUUCAAAACCUGCCAAGCAUUGUCACUGCUCAUGCUUUAGAUCCACAAAAAGGUGAACGCAUAUUAGACAUGUGUGCGGCACCUGGGGGAAAAACAACUGCAAUUGCCAUCCUUAUGAAGGAUGAAGGGGAGAUCAUUGCUGCUGAUCGGUCCCAUAAUAAGGUGAUGAAUAUUCAGAAACUGGCUGCUGAAAUGGGGUUGAGCUGUAUAAAAACCUAUAAGCUUGAUGCUCUGAAAUCUGUCAAUCGAAGGACUGAUUCCUGCAAAAGCUCUGAUUCAGUUUGUGUUGAUGCCAACGACAGUGUUGUGAAUGAUAGUUCCAGUUCAAUGAAUCUUGACAAUGAGAAACCAUCCUCAAUUACUGAAGUAUUGGAAGUUGAUAAGAUUAGGAAGCAAAAUGCUGAAGGGAGGAAGAAUGGUAAGAGACCACGAAAUGGUCCAGGAAGAAAUCAAUGCAUGGGCGGUAGAGCUGAAAACUCGAAAGGUUUUGCUCCCAACAGCUUUGACAGAGUCCUUCUUGACGCUCCUUGCUCGGCCCUCGGUUUAAGACCUCGACUAUUUGCUGGGGAGGAAACCCUUGCGUCGUUGAAGCACCAUGCAAAGUAUCAGAGGCGCAUGUUUGAUCAGGCCGUCCAAUUAGUCCGGCCGGGUGGAGUCAUUGUAUAUUCAACAUGUACAAUAAACCCCGGUGAGAAUGAAGCUUUGGUACGAUAUGCUUUGGAUAGGUACAAGUUCUUAACAUUGGCACCACAGCAUCCGAGAAUUGGAGGACCUGGCCUUGUUGGUCGUUUUGAGUUUGCUGAUCAUUCUGUGGAGGAAUGGUUAAGACCUGGCGAAGAACACCUUGUUCAGAGGUUCGAUCCAUCGUCGCCUCUCGACACUAUUGGAUUUUUCAUUGCUAAGUUUUCGGUUGGCUCGAAAGAUUCUGAAUAGUGGUGAUUGAUACAGGGGUCGACAUUGUUGUUCUAAGUUUAUAUCCAACUUAGUGUUGUCAAAGUUAGAUGAAUACAAUUGUUCUUGACAACUUCUCGAUCUAUUAAUUUGAGUUCCCAUACUUAGCAUCUAA
Cucurbita pepo subsp. pepo (vegetable marrow) is the source of this 1933-nucleotide messenger RNA. RefSeq names its product NOL1/NOP2/sun family protein. Gene Ontology annotation, biological process: RNA methylation. Lineage: Eukaryota; Viridiplantae; Streptophyta; Magnoliopsida; Cucurbitales; Cucurbitaceae. The record is from RefSeq and is a predicted model, not a curated record. Gene Ontology annotation, molecular function: RNA methyltransferase activity; RNA binding.